Molecule: messenger RNA, 777 nt
Organism: Staurois parvus
Lineage: Eukaryota; Metazoa; Chordata; Amphibia; Anura; Ranidae
Source: the annotation of a GenBank genome assembly
AUGGGAGCUACUCCCCCACAGGACAGCCAGCAGAAAUACACAACUCACACAUCUUCCAGUCCUUUUAUCCCAACAUUGAAUGCAAUAACCUCAAGUCAAGAUCUUAACUGGAUGGUCCAGCCUAGCGUUCGACCAUUAGCCUUACCGCCAUACCCCAGCCCUCGUCAUGGUGUUAUCAGAAGCAUGAGUGGAGUCCUCAAUAUGGCAAGAAGACGUGUUGGUGAACAUGUAUCAGCUGAAGAAGAGGAGAGGAGAAGAGUGCGAAGAGAGAGGAAUAAGAUUGCAGCUGCCAAGUGCAGAAACCGUCGUAAAGAGCUAACCGACUAUCUUCAAGCGGAAACAGACAAGCUGGAAGAAGAAAAGUCAUCGCUGCAAAAGGAGAUAGCAGAACUGCAGAAACAAAAAGAUAAGCUUGAACUGAUUCUUGAUGCCCACCAUCCAAUCUGCAAAGUGGCCCACUCUCAACAAAAUAACCAGCAAGGGAGCUCUUCUAAAUUUGUUAAAGAAGAGCCAUAUGAAGAAUCAGCACGAGGUUCCAAAGUCAAACUUCCUAGAAUAGAGAUUAGCGACACACUUCUUGAACCAGAGGCUCUUCACACUCCUACCUUAAUGAAGACACCAUCAAUUACACCCUUCACACCAACCUUGGUGUUCACUUAUCCUGGACCUCAAGAAUCUUGUUCCACAGCUCAUCGCAAGCUCAGCACUAGCAGUAGCAGUAGCAGCGGGGAUCAAAGUCCAGGGUCCCUUAGCUCACCGACUUUAUUGACUCUAUGA